This is a messenger RNA of Blepharisma stoltei, 1741 nucleotides long. Lineage: Eukaryota; Ciliophora; Heterotrichea; Heterotrichida; Blepharismidae. The record is from the annotation of a GenBank genome assembly.
AUGGAGCUAGGUGUUUUUGGUGCGACUAUUGAUCGGCAUUAUGAAUCUCCUGACCAUGUAAUAUUUUACGUUAUUAAAGUAUGACAUACUUUGUCAAAAAUAUCAUGAACUGUAGAUAAACGAUACAGCCAAUUUGAUGCUUUUCAUAAAGAUUUGCUAAAAAAAUUUCCUGGGAUUCCGCAGCUUCCAAAGAAAACUUUAUGAAAAAAAUACAGCAAUAGCUUCCUUAAUAACAGGCAGCAAGGGAUAAAUGAAUUUUUACAAGGGAUUUUAUCAAGGCAAGAUAUCGCUGAGUCUGAAGAAAUUUAUAUUAAAUAUAUAUAAAUAUAAUUUUGCCAGCCAUUACAAAUUUUAAUAAUUCUCCCCUUUAAAAUUGGAAGUCAUCUCUUUCAAUCUAAAUAGCGUUCAACCUGCAUUACCUCUAUUUAAAAUAAAAUAAUCUAUUGAUAAAAUUUGAUUUCGGCGACAUUAAAUUAGGUAUCAAUACUAUUGAGUAUAAAUUAUUAUUUUACCUAUAAUUUUGCUCUAUUUAUUUAUAGGGCUAAGAGAUGAGAAGUAAGAAAAUUCAUAUAAUUUUAAUAUAAAAAAAUUUUUGCAAUUAGACCAAUUUAUCCCAAAGCCAAGAUUCAAUGCCCCUGAACUUAUCUCUAAAUUAGAUACAGAAGGAAAGCCUAUUUCACUGACAAUUUUUAAAAGCUUGCUAUUUGUCUGCUCAAAGUUAAAAGGAAAUUUUCAACAAAAAUCAGAAGAAUCAAGCUUAGAAGAAGAUGAAAAAAACGCUAUAAAUGGGGCAGUUACUCUAAUGAAUAGCCGCCAAGGCUAUAUUUAUAAUGAAUCAUGAAAAAUUCCUUUUGCAACUGAAGUCACUUGUAUGAGCUGAAAUGAGCACUUAGACAUUCUUUCAAUAGGGACUGAGGAAGGAAUUAUUUUUUGUUAUAGAGCAAGGACUGAUAUAGGGUGCACUCAAUAUGACGAUUAUUGUACUCUGACAAACCAUAAUAAAAAUAUUAUUGGGAUUGUGGUAAACCAUACAAACUCGACACUUUAUUCGUGUUCAGAAGAUAAUAAAUUAAUUUCAGUCUUAUUAUACUAAUUCUUAUAAAUGUUUAAGUGCCAUAGCUAACAAUUUUAAUGUUAAUAUUUAAUAGAAUGCUUUAUAAAUGAAGAAAUUAAUGAAAUUGCAGAAGCCGAAUUCCCUGGAAUCCCAGUGUCAGCGGUAUCUGAUUUUAGUGCCUCAAAAAUUCUAAUUGCCACCAAAUCUAAUGGGAUUUUAAUAUUCGACGUAGCAAGCCUUACACCUAUAUUUAUACAGAAUAUUAAUACAAAUAUUGAAAUAAUUUCUAUGAAUAUUUGCUUAAACGGAAACUUCUUUAUAGGAACCGGAAACUCUGAGCUGAAUAUUUAUCAAAAAGCAGAGGGAAAUAAUUUUGAGCUCCAGCAGUCAAUUAAGGCAAGGACUUUGCUAAGUGUAAUGAUUUAUGCAAACAGCCGAGACGAAAUUUUUGGAGGAAAUAGUGAAGGAGUUUUGCAUAUAUGGAAUUUUACGACGGGGGUUUUAUCAUUUACAUGGAAAGCUCAUGAAUCAGCCAUUUUGUGUUUAAAUUAUAUAGAAAAUGAAGAUGUCCUGCUUAGCAGUGCUGAAAACGGAGAAAUUAAAGUUUGGAGGUUGCCAAAAUUAACGAAGGAUCCGAGCUUUUAUGACAGAGGAAAAUUUAAAGCUGAGGUGAUAUUUCAAACAUAA